This is a messenger RNA of Coregonus sp. 'balchen', 9775 nucleotides long. Lineage: Eukaryota; Metazoa; Chordata; Actinopteri; Salmoniformes; Salmonidae. The record is from the annotation of a GenBank genome assembly.
GGAAGAUGACUUGUCACUGUUGUUGUGGAAGCUGUCAGGCACGUGAGCUGUGCUACGUCGUCGUAAGUGAUAACAGGCGAUAUGUCGGCUGAUACUCCUCCCAAGGUACUGAAAAUGCACAACUUAUGGAAUAUCUUUGCGUCAGCUUUUUCGUAUUUAUAUGUAUCUAUCACUAAAUGUGAAUAUAACUGUGGAUGAAGUAGAGUCCGUUGAUACAGACGCUUGAUCUGCACCACUGUGUUGGUGGUUUCCAUCAGAUGUUUUUCUUGCUAACUAGCUAGCUAGCUAGUUGGCGUUAGCUAGUUUACCACCCACAGUGCCACGAAAGCAUAUUAAUAUAUCUCGGUAGUUUAAUUGUAUGACCCCGUCUGUGUUGUACUAUCAGUUUCUAGUUGCAAGUUGUAAAAAACAACCAUAAAUCGGCCGAGUGACUGCUCAGUUAAUAUCUUACUAACGUUACCUAACUAGCUCAUUGCUGGUCAAUGGCACUAACUAACUAGUUAGCUUGCUAGCUAACGUUAGCUAACCUGGUUGGCUAGUUGCUUCAGUUAUGGAUUCCCUAACUAGCCAUCUAGCUACCCUCCCACUAAAAUGACUGGUUUUUGACAUUGCCCUCAGAAGUACAUCUAUUACCUCACUGUUCUUUAAUAGACAGCUACCUCACUGUCACGUGAGAGCCUAACAAACCAAUCAACGCAAAUGUCAAUAAUUAUGUUUCAGUGAACAUCCGUCUCGUGUCACAAGUCUCGUUGUUGUUGGCCAGUGCACUUGGAUGUAACGUUGCUAUACUGCUAGAGAGUGGUGGAAAAAGUACCUAAUUGUCAUACUUGAGUAAAAGUAAAGAUACCUUAAUAGAAAAUGACUCAAGUAAUACUGAGUCACUCAGUAAACUACUACUUGAGUAAAAGUCUAAAAGUAUUUGGUUUUAAAUAUACUUAAGCAUCAAAAGUAAAAGUGUAAAUCAUUUUAAAUUCCUUAUAUUAAGCAAACCAGGCACCAGCAUUUUUUUUUUUUAAUUUACAGGUAGCCAGGGUCACACUCAACACUCAACAUUAUUUACAAAUAUAAACUGUGUGGUUCGAGCCCUGAAUGCUGAUUGGCUGAAAGCCGUGGUAUAUCUGACCGUAUACCACCAGUAUGACAAAACAUGUAUUUUUACUGCUCUAAUUACUUUGGUAACCAGUUUAUUAUAGCAAUAAGGCACCUCGGGUGUGUGUGGUAUAUGGCCAAUAUACCAUGGCUAAGGGCUGUAUCCAGGCACUCCGCGUUGCGUCGUGCUAAGAACAGCCCUUAGCCAUGGUAUAUUGGCCAUAUACCACACCUCCUCAGGCCUUAUUGCUUAAACAAAGCAUGUGUGUUUAGUGAGUCCGCCAGAUCAGAGGCAGUAGGGAUGACCAGGGAUGUUCUCUUGAUAAAUGCGUGAAUUGAACCAUUUUCCUGUCCUUCUAAGCAACGAGUACUUUUGGGUGUCAGGGAAAAUGUAUGGAGUAAAAAGUACAUUAUUUUCUUUAGGAUGUAGUGAAGUAAAAGUUGUCAAAUUUCAACAGUAAAGUAAAGUACAGAUACCCCCAAAAACUACUUAAGAAGUACUUUACACCACUGCCAACUAUUGGUGGCUAAUAUUUUUAGUAAUAGUGAAUAUUUUUACUAACAGAAUGUCAAUGGUAGGCUUUUAAGGCUAUAUAAAAACACUUAACUAGCUAAGUUGUGUUGGAAUAAUGUCACCUAUUCAUAUUCCUGCUGUAUUGUCUUUUUCUUCAGGUGUUAUUUGAAAAUGAAGGUGUUUUCAUUCACUCAAACACUGAAGACAGUGAAGAGCAAGAUCUGCUUGUUUCUGGGUUCCUACGGAUUAUUGAUAAGGUAUCAGUUGUUGAUUGUGUUUAUACAUUUAAUUGCUGGUUGCAUGAAUGCUUAUUGUGUUUUUAAUGAUUACCAGGAUGGUGAAAUCAUCGUGGAAUACAAACCCUUGGAGGACACUGUUGAUCCAUCCAACAUGCUCUGUGCUGGCAAGGUUUGACAUUUCUUUUUUAAUGUUUUACUCACUAAAAUGCUACUCAGUUGUUCAGCAGCAGUGUACGUUGACCACCAUGUAAAUUGGAUGGAAAACCGGUAAUGCAUUUCAGAUCACAAGUAUUAAGGGUAUUAUCUUAAAGACCUUUAAAGAAGAUUUGUGUGUAUUUGUCAAAAUUGUCAACAAUGGCUGAUAGGGUUAGGCUUCACAAACAGCCGCCUUUGAAGAACCAUUCCAUGAACGUUCUUUACGAUUCAGCAAAUUCCAGAAUUCCAACAGUUAACAACACCUUUCACACAUCUGUUUUAAGAUUCUAGAAUUUGAAUGAUAAUGAAAGGUAAAGACUUGAAUCAUGUUAUUUACGAGGUGAAUCCAUUCCAUUCCCCCAGGAUUCCAGCUCUGUGAUGGAGUGGGCCCAGUGUCCCGGGGAGGAGAGGUCACCUCCUCAGCAGGCUGUGGUGGAGCAGAGCUACGAGACCGAGUGGGACAUGAUCAACGCAGUCUCCUUUCCCAAGAGGAAACCCUGCUCCAACGGAGAGGGUGGGUGGACAAUUGGGUGCAUUUGUUGUAGGCGGGCUGAGAUUUCACUUAAAUACCAAUGGAAUGCCUCCUACAUGUAACAUGAGCUUUGUUGCUGAGGCUGGGUUCAGACGUGUUCACUCGACACACAAGUUCAAUUACAGCAGAAGUUGACUAAGUUGUGUGAAGUGGGAUUGAUAUGUUAUUAAAUAGUUAUAAUAAUUUUGGGGGUGUUUAUAUUUGUCCUCUUACACACUAUAAGGAUAUCAUGGAAAUGCAUUUCUUGUAUAGCCCUUCUCCUCCUGAUAUAUAUGAAAGAAUGAGAAUCUCUUGCCAAGGUUUGGGCUUUCCUUUCUCAAUCUCCACUAUGGUUUAUUAAGGACUGAACGUAGUUUGAAUUGCAUGUUGACUCAACAGAUGAGGUCAGAAUGAAACUGUGGAUUAAUUCCUUUGCUUUCUUCCAGGUGUAUUGAAACACACGCAUGAGAAAAGCAAGUGGUCCUUCACCUUCAGUGUGUGGGACCUGAGGUCUAUCACAGUGAAGGAGGAGGGCUGGUCCCGCCUGGUGUUCAGACUGAAGGAGCCCCCCACCUCACUACCGUCCCUCCACUUCCACCAGGGGGGUAGUGAAGACUUCCUGCACUGCCUGAGGAGAUACACCGUUAUCACAGAGUGAGUCUUUCAGCCUGGUCUGGUCUGUAUGGUCCAACUGGUUCUGAAAUGGAAAUAGUGGUUUGACGAUUGAUCAAUCAGUCAAAUUGAUUCAUCAGCCGUUGUCACAGUGUUCUAUAGUAGACAACAGAGAGCCAGCAGGAGCAGACGUGGUCAGGAAAAAGUCGCUAGCAAGAAGAGACCUAGAGAGGAACAAGGAUCAGACGUUGAUAUAUUCUGAUUCCAUCUGAUACCAUGGUUAUUGCAGGAGUACAGUUUUGUUUCUAAGUGGAAUCAUGAAUGCUAAAUGACCUCUGACAAUGUUAUGUAGGCCAGGGAAUGUGACUGUAGUGGACACUGUGUGGUAAAUCACCAGCAGAGGGAGCUUCUGAGCCCAUUUGAAUCACAGGUUGAUUUUGUUCUUUAUUACUACGGUAUGUUCUUCCAAAGGACAGUGAAUGGUGCACAUGAGUGACAGUGUGGACAAUUACUCAAAAUAAAGACACUGUAUGAGUGUGUAUGUUUACAAUCAGUCUAAGAAAACAGUAGUUACACAGUAGCAUUACAAUCUUAUUUGUGGGGGAUAAAUGCCAAAAUUACCUCUUGUAGCAAUGCCCACCAUUAGACCAGGGGUUAAUUGGUAGGUAGAAUUCCUUAAGCUACCGGUCUUCUUCCUCUAUUUGGCUCAGACAAUAAUGUUUUUUUAUUUUAUAAGCUGAAACACUGCUGGACUUCUCAUGGUGUUUUUUUAUCUAUAUGCUAAUGCUAGUGAUUUGCAUAAGGUGUAUGGCAAACACUUAGUUUCCCUCUCCCGGUCCCAUCUUCUGUCUGACUUACUGACUGAUGUUGGGGUUAGCGGGCAGUUUCUCCUCAUGAAAGAGUCUGGUUUUCUGUUUGAGGCAAAUAUCACAACAGAUAAUUCCCCCUAUAUAGAGGCACUGUGCUCCUCUAUCGCAGAUAGCUGUUAUUAAAGUUCUUAUCAUGGCUGUUCAUAAUGAAAUUGUUUGGAUUAAGUGCCAGCCGGCCAUUUUCAGCCAGGCGUCUGGUUAGAACAGAAACAGGCGAUGAAUGACAUCACGCCCUGUACCAUGCCUUGUCUCACAUUGUAUGUCUUAUUUUGGGGUGAUUAACCCUUUAUUCAUUGGCGUGAAUUUGAAUAAUAUUGAGGCUCCCAUGGGCUUUGCAUGACAAAGAAAUCACUCAUCAAUCACUCAAAUUUUUUAGGUAUAGGGUAUAUAUUGUGUUGUUCUGUCCCUCCCCUCAUAUACAACGCCUUUAUCUGAAACGGAGCUCACUUGAUAGGGAUGGAUCUCUAGUUAUAGGCUGAUGAGAAUGAAUAAAUUAUCUAUUUCCUCAUAUGUUUUUAGGGCCCCAGAUGAUGAAACCUGCCUGCUGGUCAGCACUCCCAACAGAGCUCUCUCUCAGUCCUUCGAGAACCUUCUGGACGACAACAACUACGGCCUUGUUACUGUAAGGGGCUGCUAUGUGUCGUGCAUAUACCUGUUAUACGAAUGGCACUUACCUGUAUGGAAAAUAAAUUACUGUAGCAAAACGUUUUGCACCGAAUGUUGUUUUUGUUGUUAUUAGAUAAUUUCAGGUAGUACAUCUCUGUUUCGGUGAGUUAUUGCAUAAUUAUUUUGACCCUGUUUCCCCAACAGAAGCUGAAGAAGGAUCCCUACGUGACGACCCUGGGCGGCUUCUCCAAGGUCACCAACUACAUCUUCGAUGCGUUCCGCGGCCCCGAGCUGGAGCAGCAGCAGCGGCCCCCGGAGGAGGUAGCUGACCUGGACAUCCUGGGACUGGGAGAGGUCAUCCCUGGCCUGGAGUUCAACCAGCAAGAGGAGCCUGGCUUCGAGGUUAUCACCAGGGUGAGUAGUAAAGUAAAACUAUGGGAGCAUUCAACAGUUUGGGCUAUCUAAGCCUACAGUAUCUUUAUUUCAUGACUUGUCUUGUACCUGCACGUUGCUGUAUGUGCGUACACUACAUCUGAAGUGAUUAGUGAGAAGAGGCCUCCCUGGUCUGACUACGGCUUUAGCUUCCGAGGCAAGCCAGCAGCUAGAUGCAGGGUGUAAUGAUAACGGCUGCUGGCACAAUAGGUGUCUGUUGUCUUCAGCUUGGGUUUGUCUUUUAACGUGGUUACAGUGCAGAAGAUUGCAUUGUCUUAUUGGUUGGCGUUCUGUUCUGUCUGUCUCAGAUGGACCUGGGAGCCAGGCCAGAGGUAACAAGGAGGGAGGCACUGUCUGCAGAGGACUGGGCUAAGCAUCAGGACCAGGAAGGAAGGGUGAAAAAUGUCCCUCACCUCAAGAAAAUCAUAUUCAAAGGCGUACGUUCAGUUUUUAGGGGAUUUGUAAAAUGACCUGAAUGAUGAAGCACCUUCUCUAGUAUAUCUCCGGCCAAACUCUCUGGGACAGUUUCCCAGACACAGAUUAAGCCUAGUAUGGGACUAAAAGGCACUUUAAAUUGAGAAUCUCUAUUGAACAUGCUGUUUAGUCCAGGGCUUAAUGUGUGUCCGCAAAGCUGGCCUUCCGUAUACAUUGGUGUGUGGUAACUAACUGUCAAUGACCAUUCUGGGUAUGUCUGUAAAGUCAUUCCUGUCAAUGUUGUGUUGAUCCUGCAGGGCUUGUGCCAUGCGGUGAGGAAAGAGGCCUGGAAGUUUCUGCUGGGGUAUUACUCCUGGGACAGCACCUACGACGAGAGGAAAGGCCAACAGAGGAGGAAAACGUAUGUGUGCUUUACCAAGACCGACACUAUAUAUGAAACAUACAUGUUUUUAUUAUAAGACAGGAAUAGCCAAGUGCAGAUUAUGAGCCGUUUCAUUACCAUCAAAGUGGCUGUUCUUACAAUGAAGGUCAUAAGGUCUUUGUUGACAUUAUCCUUUGUUAACCAGCAGAGCCAUAUGCAAGUGUGAAAUAUCAGCAAAUUAAAAUGUAAUUCUGAAGAUAUUCUCUUCCCUCUUUUUCUUCUUCUCCCUGGUGAAAAAGGGAUGAGUACUUCAGGAUGAAGCUCCAGUGGAAGUCGGUGAGUGAGGAGCAGGAAAGGAGGAACUCCAGGUUGAGAGACUACAGGAGCCUGAUAGGUAAAAUAUUGAUACUCCAUCUACCCUGCUGGCUUAGGAAAGUUGUUGUUGAUGAUUCAUUUAUUGGCAUUUUGUCUGUUUCAUCACUUAUUGCAUUGUUUUUACUGUUAAGUGUGUUGUGAUUUUAAAUGCAGAUACAUUUUGUUCAGUCUAUUUGUAAGUCGCUCUGGAUAAGAGCGUCUGCUAAAUGACGUAAAUGUAAAUGUUCAGGGAUGCAUCUGUAAUGACUGCAUUAGCAUGGUGUACCUUUCCUGAACUAGGCGUAGUACGGUUGUUUAUUUAUUGUCUGUGAAUGUGUUGUCUUCUCAGAGAAGGAUGUGAACAGAACAGACAGAACCAACAGGUUCUAUGAAGGCAUAGACAACCCAGGCUUGGUGUUACUUCAUGACAUCUUGAUGACUUACUGCAUGUAUGAUUUCGAUCUGGGUAAGUUAUAGCAUUAUUGCCAAGACGUGCAGCAGAGAUCAUAAUUUAUAUGUGAAUGAAAAGGUAAUCUGAUUGGCAUAGAUGCAAUCGAUGUCCCUUAUUGAUAAUUAAGAAAUUAUUGUAAUUCACCCGUGGUAACAGCAAUCAUGAGCUGAUAACAACUGCAUAUCAGUGCGAUUUGUUACGUUCACCUUAAUUAACGUUGUGGGAAUGUUUCCUUGUACUUGUCUCCAGGGUAUGUUCAGGGAAUGAGUGACCUCCUCUCCCCGAUCCUCUAUGUGAUGGAGAACGAGGUGGAUGCCUUCUGGUGUUUUGUCUCCUUCAUGGAUCAAAUGGUAAGUAAUCAGAUUAGCUUUGUUUUGUCUGCUGCUGUUAGUUUGGUUUAGUUUCGUCAAUGUGAACUUUGAUAUGCCUGAGUGUGACCGUUUCAUCACUCAACAAUAACGUGUGUGUGUGUGUGUGUGCGCGCAGCACCAGAACUUUGAGGAGCAGAUGCAAGGCAUGAAGACUCAGCUGAUCCAGCUCAGCACUCUGUUGAGGCUGCUUGACCUGGCCUUCUGGAACUACCUCGGUACGUAACACACCUCAAACAUUCACCUUUAUAUGACCAACUUACAAAAGUAUUAUAUACGUCUUUUAUAUCUUUAUAUUUUACAUGAAGCCAUAAAGAUUGAGGCAAAUCCUGAAAAGAAAACUAAACAAAUAUGCAGAUUAUCAACCAAUACAGCAGUCUUUUAUAGUUUUAAUUGAGUUAAAAACAACAACAUAUAUAUUUUUUAAGAAAGUAGUGACUGACUACCAUCCUUGGUUCCGUCUGAUUUCUCCUCUGUGUUUUAUUUGGUUCCUCCAGAGUCACAGGAUUCAGGUUACCUGUAUUUCUGUUUCCGGUGGUUACUGAUCCGCUUCAAGAGGGAGCUCAGUUAUCCAGAUGUCCUUCGUCUGUGGGAGGUGAGUGCUGUUCAUCCAUCGACCUCUGACCGAUCAGCGUAAGUGUCUCCCUUGUCAUUUAGGGGGAAGUCAAUCUGUCAGUCUCUUAUGAGAUUUGUUUCAUUAUUACUUUUCUUUUUGACUUCAUGGUUUAUCUUUAUGCAUUCUGAUGGAUCUUGUUAAUAAAGACUUCCUGGUUCUGUUCAGGUCAUGUGGACUGGCUUGCCCUGCCAAAACUUCCAUCUGGUGGUGUGCUGUGCCAUUCUAGACUCAGAGAAACGGAAAAUCAUGGAGGAAAACUACGGCUUCAAUGAGAUCCUCAAGGUAACAGCUGUUUUGCAGAUUGACUGGUUUGACAGUUGACAAUAAGAAAUCUGACACAUUUUCAAGGUGGGUUGUUUGGAGUGUUUUCCAAGUUAUUUAGUUUUAAAUGUCAUUGUUUUGUAUGUUAUCACAGCACAUCAAUGAACUAUCAAUGAAAUUGGACAUUGAAGAAAUCCUUCACAAAUCAGAGGCUAUUUGUAUGCAGAUCAGAAGUUGUAAGGUACAGUAUGUUCAAGGAUUGCUAUUUAUUUAUACUUUCAAUUAAAAGCCAAUAAGAUAAAAACUAUGCAGAUUCAUAAUUACAUAUUGGUUGUAUAUAAUCUAUAUUUUCUUUACUUUCAGGAUUUGCCUCAUUCAAUAAGUGAGAUCCUGGGAUUCAACACAGAAAGCGAAUUUCCCAGAUUAGAAGGGAGGGAGUUUGGGACUCCUCUUGAUUCCCCUCAGUCCCCCAUACCCACACAGAGACAGGAGGUCUUCUCGAAUGGUCACAACAGACAUUACAGAGAACCCCCUACUCACAACGGCUGCAAAGUUGCCUUCAUAUCAUAGUGAACAAUGUCAUUCACACAAACAGACUUUGCAAUGUCCACAUACCAGAAAGAGUAUUUUGGAUUCAGUUAUUGGAUAAGUUGGUAACUGAAGCCAGCUUAUCAAGUACCUAUAAGAAGAAAUCUGAAGAGAAAAUAAUGUAAAAAUGAUUUUAAAUGAUUCAAAUUGUAUUAUUUUUGUAAUUUCUUGUACCAUAUUGUCUUUCAUUGAAAUGGUAAGUCAUUCCUUCUCCUUGCUAAGGAGUUUUUGUAAAGACAGGCAAGGUGAGUUUGCAUUGUAAAGUAAUAAUGUGCUGUUUUUUAUUUCAGCUAUAACCUUUUCCUGAGUCAUGCACACAAGUAUUCAAAUCUAGUCCUGGGAAUUCAAUGUUGAUUGAUUCAAAUUUGAAAAGUUAAGGAAAGGCCUACAGAGUUAAGAUUUGUCUGAAUAUUAAUUUGGUAGUAAAUGACAAAAGGGCUGUACAAUAUGUGUUGUCUUGACGCUCUGUUAUAAAAAAAAAUAUGAAGAACAAAAUAACAACUCAACCAAUAUGUCCUUGUUACUCAGCUUUCCCAGUGAAUUAAAAUAAAAGUAUAGCCUUUGAUUGUGUACUCAAACUCCAGUACUAAUGCAUUUAUUUAGGUCCAUAAGAUUGUAUCUUUUCCUAGUGAGGAAAGAUUUAAUUUUAACUAAUUUCAUAUGUAUCUGGUAGUGUAUUGAUAAACCCUUUCUGAGUAGAAGUGCUGGUCUAGGAUCUGGUCCCACCGCUGAGACACUUUAAGAAUACACACACAAUAAUACUAUUUGAGCAAGGUUGGGUCCGGUCCACCCACAUCACUCGUAUGUAACAUUUUCCUGUAAGACAUCCUUUGACCAUAUUUGGCAGAAACUAAACCUGAUUUUGGGCUCCAAAAUAUCAAUUAUAUUACAAUUGUGUUGACUGUUUAUACCAUAAUUUCUUAAUAGUAUAUUUUGCUUGUUUUCCAACAUAUUGAAUUGUGGACUGUGUAUCUGGCCCAGGAAGAAAACAGUAGUGAGUUCUUCAGAACUCAUUGAGUUGUGGCCUAUUACUUAAGGCAAUAAAACCAAUCCUUUAAGAUUUAUUUGAACUUAUCCUGUUGAAUAUGUGACUGAUCCUAGCCAAAUGACUAAGAAGACUAUGUAUUUCUACUGUUUUCGUUAUGGUCUAAAUUUAAACAAGUUGAGAGACUAUUUUUAGUGAUUUGGCUACACAUUUGUCAUUUCAUCGUUUGAUAAUGCACUUGAACUUGGAUUAAGAAUAAAUCUCUAUCUUCCCUUUUGGAGUUACUUGA